UCGCGGCCCGAGUGCCGAAUUUGUACCGCAGGUGUUUUUUUUGUUGCAUUUUCAUUGUUGGACAUAAAACAAUGUAAAUCAGCUCCAAGUUAUUUUAAUUUGGAAUAUCUGUUCCCAAGUAUGUCCAUGCAUAAUAUAGAGACGCAUUACCAUAUACAAAUGCAAGCAAGGUUUGGAAUUAUUAUGUUUUAGUCAAAUAUUAUAUCUGUUUGGGCUUGAUUGCGGUCUACAAAUUAUUUGUCAUUAUGUUCUUGCCCCCCAACCAUCUACUCAAGAAAAGAAUGACGCGCGUCUGAAUCUAGUUGAUGAUCCCAGGUGUAGAUCGAGCAAGUCGACUACUGCAGAAGUCACAGGGUAAAUCGGGAAGGAGUGGACGUGCCUCUCUUCAGUUCGUGCACGACUCUUGCCUCCGCAGUGCACUGCUGGAUAGCGCUCAGUACAGUCAGUCUGCGCCCGGACGCUUCACGCACGCACCAGUGACCUGCCAAUGCGACGCAUCUCACUCUCAAAAGGUCUCGAACACUACACCGCAGCGAAGAGCAUGGGGAAUUCACUGCGGACUCAUUGAUAAAGAAUUGCCACUGGAAUUAAAAUGAACAAUUCGUCCUGUAUGUUCCUUUGCAGUAUCCAUUUAGUAUAGUCUAUUUGUUUAUGACACUGUAGGAAACCGAAGCAUGGCGGGUGCCUUAUCAUUGGUGAUGUUGUUUGGAGUGGUUGGGGUGUUGGUGGCUUCUAAGACGGAGCGGGCGGUGCAGGUGCCCUGUGACUCAGGCCAGUACACCAAGGGUGGAGAGUGCUGCGAGGUGUGCCCACCCGGAGAGGGGGUGGUGAGAAGGUGUGGUGCCAACCAGACCGUCUGCGCCCAGUGCCUAGACAGUGAGACCUACUCAGAGACCUACAGCCACAUAGACACCUGUAUCCCCUGCACCAUGUGUACAGGUCUGAUGCGCAUGCAGACACCCUGCACCGACUCCAACAAUGCCAUCUGUGUGUGUGACUACAACUACUACCUGAAUGAGGUGUCUGGGCGCUGUGAGCCCUGCACGGUGUGCCCGGCGGGCCAGGGCGUGUUGGCACACUGCGAGCACAACCACGACACGGUGUGUGAGGAGUGUAUAGACGACACCUACUCUGACCGGGACAGCUCCCUGGACCCCUGCCUGCCCUGCACCAUAUGUGAUGAGGGCAUUGAGGUGGAGCUGAGCGCCUGCACCCCCGUCAGCGACUCCCUCUGCCAUAAUCCUCUCCUCCCGUCCUACACUUCUCCCACCUUUCCCCUGGACCUGUCUUCCCCCUCUUUCACAGACAUCUUCCCACCAGACAGCUCCAGCAGCCCUUCCCCGGGGGGAGAGAGCACCACGGCCCAGCCCAGCCCUCACUUCAUCAGACCGGGCUUCAACGAGAACCUCAUCCCCAUCUACUGCUCCAUCCUGGCUGCUGUGGUGGUGGGGCUGGUGGCCUACAUCAUCUUCAAAAGGUGGAACAGCUGCAAGCAGAACAAACAGCCGGCUAACAACCACCAAGCCACAGCAGCCAAUCAAACGGUGACGCCGGAGGGGGAGAAGCUGCACAGCGACAGCGGUAUCUCAGUGGACAGCCAGAGUCUGCAGGAGCAGCAGCAUGCAGCCCAGGUCCAGACACAGACACACAGACAGGAACAAAUAGUGGUGAGGGUGGAUGGGGGACCUGACUCACCUCCCCCCCAGGUCUGAGGAAGAGGAGAAGCCGCUGACAGGAAGGAGGAAAAGGAGGAGAGGGGGAAGUGGGGUUGCCAUGGAAACCUUGAUGUGGGAAUGGACAUACAGUAUAAGAGUACAGACUGAGUGGGCUUCUUGGAUACAACAAGGAAGUUGACGACAUUAUCGUCCCUUUUCACCGAGUGUGGCCACUGGUUUCUGACUGGCCUCUUGUCCCAGUAUGGACCCUUAUUGGACAGACUGGAGCAUCAGAGGCUGACUCAGUAUCUCUACACAGAACCCAACUCUGCCAGUGUGUCUUUGAACACUAAACCUCUCCGCCAGUACCAACCCUAACACCAACGCCAAACACCAACCCUAACACCAACGCCAAACACCAACCCUAACACCAACGCCAAACACCAACCCUAACACCAACGCCAAAUACCAACGCCAAACACCAACCCUAACACCAACCCAAACCCAAACCCUAACACCAACCCUAACACCAACCCUAACACCAAUUGUCUGCCUCAAGUCACUAAAGUUGCAAUAUCACUACCACCCAUAAUCCAAGAAGCAUCACUGCGUUAGAUAUCCUGGUCUUUUCUGUCAGCUGGUGUUGACCAAUCAUUAUGAAAAGUGUGUUAGUAUGUUAUCCCAUGAAGGAGUUUCAUCCUGUGUCCCAAUAAGUUCACUGCCAACUUCCUUUGACCAUUUGCUAAAAUUAUUAUUCAUCCACCCCCCAAUUCCCCCCUACUCACUCACAUUAUCAAAUGUUUGUGCCUCAGAGGUAGAUAAACUCUCUUUCCCCUCUCUCCCCUUGUCUGUACUCUCUCUCUCUCAGCGUGUAACUAUCUGUCCCUCUUUCCAUCCCUCCAUCUGUACCUAUCCUAUCCUAGUGUGUUCUCGGGGCAAGUCUUGCAGUAGUCUCUCAGUGACUCCGUCACACCUCCAGACUGUCUUCUCAGACCUCAGCAGUAGCAGCUUGUUGUAAUCCUCCAUGUGAACCUGUCUGAUAGUAUCCAACUGUUAUCUAUUCAACACAACUCAGUGGGGGUACAGUUACGCUGCGUUUAGAUUGUACGAGGUAGACGGCGUCCGGAUGUCAUUGUUUUCAAUGAGAGCACGACGGUAAAUGCCGUUGAGGUCACAGUAGACGGGACAUGCCACCAGAGUUAAAAUAUAAAAACUUUUGUUGUCUGUCGUAGCGUUCUUUUCUACCGGAUGUUGAUUUGCACUGUUUGUUUACCAAAAUCACCACAGCAACCAUACCGUCGUGCUGGCUUGCUUUCUUCUUGUAUGAUGGUUUCUGCGUCCCUCGUCUAAAUGCAGCAUUAGUCGCCCAUUCCAAAAUAUCCUAUCCUUUUUCUUUACCACAGACACAGACAUUCCUAAGGUGUACAGGGACGGACACAUUUGUGUUGUUGUUAUACUGUUUCUCUGAUUACUGCUCUCCUAUUCUCAUUGGCUGUGGAUCAUUCCAUCAUUCUGUCACCACAACAUGAUACACCAUCCCUCCUCUGUUUUCUGACACACUUGACUCCUUUUCUCCAUCCAACAUGGACUCCAGGAUUCUGUUGGAAUGAUUCAUGCUUUGAAUUUAACAGAUUCUAGAUGUUUCUCUCAUGUCUGUUUGUGGCGCAUCCGCCUCUCUUAGUGGUUUGAGUUACAAGGCCUCCUCAGCAGUGCAGCUCCAUUACCCCAGGAGCUGUGAUAUGCAAUGUGAGGAGCAUUUUUGGACUAUUUAACAUUCCUGACUCAUUGACCUGACGCAUAAUGUGAUGUCCAACUGCCAAAAAUGGAACUGUAACAUCAUCAGAAAGAGGCUCUGCAGUAUCAGUAUUCGAGGCUGUUCCAUGGUAGCCUGACGAGAGUUGUCUAGAAAUAGUAUACAGUUUAUAUACAAACACUGUAUAGUAGGCUAUACUCAAGACUCCCCUUAAUUAUCCAUUAUAUUGUACUUGCUAAUGAGUGGAGACAUGGGACACUCAUCAGAGACUUCCGUCUCACUGAAAUAAACACAAGCACUUGCACACACACACUCACGUGCAGAUAUGUGUGUGUGCUAAAGAGUGUGCGGUGGCGCUAAUGUGUCUGCUGCGGUAUAGUAUGGUAGGGGCAUGGGUGUAAACACAGGGGCCAUUAGGGCGACAUUCCUGACAGGCAGGUAUAAUUACCUCAGGAUUUCAGGUUCAUUUAGCUUCACUCAGUCAGCUGGCUCUCAUCUGAAUCCCUCUGUUAUGUACUGCACAGAGACAUACAGAACGCUUUUAAAGUGGCAACAAUGUGACAUUACCAUUACUCACCUCUCAUGUGUCUGAGAGAGCAGUGACAUUUUACUGUAUCACAAUAGUGAUCUGAAGCAUACGCAGCAUACUGAACACGCAGUAGGUAUUAGAUGUUAGCAAUGUAGCUACGCUUACUGUAACUGUACUGCUUUGAAGUCCAGGUUUGAUUCCCAGGGACAUGUGAUUACUCAGGGUCCCUUUGGUGUGGUUUGAUGCUUAAAUUUAGAUGUAGGUAGAUAGCAAAGUAGAGAUAUUAGCAGAGAUACUUUUGUGUGUGUGUGAGAGAGAGAGAGACACAGAGAGAGAGAGAGAGAGAGAGAGAGAGAGAGAGAUAAUCUGGCGUAGCAAAGAUACAGUAGGGAAGACGCUCUCAUAGUAGUGAGUUUUGAGGCUUUUGAAUAGAAAACAGACCAACACACCCACACUAUAUUCCCCCUGGGGGCCUCCUUGUGACAUAUCCAGUGGCUUCACACACACAGUGUUUCACACAAUAUUAUUGACAGCAGUGUGAUUCAUGUUGCUCCACAAUGGAAGUGCAGUAGGACCCAGUGGACCAACAGAUUGGCAUAAUACCACUGACUGACAGGAGGGACUGUCAUCAACGACUAGUGAACAACUGAACCUUUCACUGUGGCUGGUGGCCCCACGGGCCCAAUCUAACACUGUGCUGUCUCACAGGUGAAUAGAGGUGUCAAUAUAGAAUCUACAGUAUGACUCAAUCUGUACUGUUCCUCCACAGCAGGGGACACUGGUAGAGUGGAGGAAGAUAAUAUAAGAAUGUAAAGCUGAAUAACGUUACAGACAUAAAUAUGCAAAACAUUCAAUGUUCUUCUAUUGUUUUUGUUAUGAAUAUUAUUGUCUUUUUUGAAAUCAGUAUUUUUUUGUAAACGGUUUCUUGUUUUAGCACUUAUUAGAUGUAAUAGGCACACUCAAAGACUGUGCUAUACAAGUGCCUGUGUACAGAGUCAGGUGUGUUUGAGUUAUGUUCAGAACACUUUCUGUUGUUCUUCUUCUUCCGUUUUUAUUCUCACUUGUUGUAUGAUCUGUGUUUUGUUUCAUCAUUUGAGUGUUAAUGAAGGUUUCAGGAAGUAUAGGCCAUAGGUUAAAACGUACUACUAAUGUUGUUGAAAUCCAUAUAGCAUCACCUACGUACAUGCCAUCUGCUGUGGUUCUAUUUUACAGACCAUAAUAUACUCUACCUACAGUGCAAAAGUGGCAAUAUGUGAUGAGCAUGACCAGUAUGUUUUUACAUGUUCAGUUUGUCCAGAGGCUGUGGACAGACAUGCCAUGUAUGAGGAGGAUUCACUGUGAUUCUCUAUGGUAAUAUCCAAGAUAUAAUAAAUCCCCACAGACAUUUCAGACCCCUCCCCCCCCAAAAGCUGAAUGUUACAUGUACUUACCUAUUAGUGUAAAAUGCAUUGUGUAAAUGUGAAUUUCUUAGAGUUGUUACAAUAUAUAAAUACACUAUAAAAUUGAAAAAGCAAACAAAUUAAUUAUCUGAUAGAAUAAAAACAAAUGUAAUUGCA
Oncorhynchus mykiss (rainbow trout) is the source of this 5493-nucleotide messenger RNA. RefSeq names its product tumor necrosis factor receptor superfamily member 16. The record is from RefSeq and is a predicted model, not a curated record. Gene Ontology annotation, cellular component: cell surface; plasma membrane. NCBI's taxonomy places the organism in Eukaryota, Metazoa, Chordata, Actinopteri, Salmoniformes, Salmonidae. Gene Ontology annotation, molecular function: death receptor activity; coreceptor activity; nerve growth factor binding. Gene Ontology annotation, biological process: Rho protein signal transduction.